Molecule: messenger RNA, 6420 nt
Organism: Syngnathus typhle (broad-nosed pipefish)
Lineage: Eukaryota; Metazoa; Chordata; Actinopteri; Syngnathiformes; Syngnathidae
Product: lactadherin-like
Exons: 6
Coding region: 2056-2847 (263 amino acids)
Source: RefSeq, a predicted model, not a curated record
CCUGGCGUACGUUUCUGGGGUGUGCAGGUGGUGCAGGAUGUAGUGCAGUCCCAUGUUGACCGCAUCAUCCACUGACCUGUUUGCCCGGUAGGCAAACUGGAGGGGGUCAAGCAGGGGGCCCGUGACAUCCUUCAGGUGGUUCAACACUAACCUCUCGAAAGAUUUCAUGACCACAGAUGUCAGUGCGAUAGGUCUAUAGUCAUUCAAUCAGUCUGCUUUGAGUUCACAGGGAGCCAGCCUCUUUAUUCACUGUACAUAGUCUGCUCUCUAGCGGUAAAAGACGUGAACUACAAUGCAAUGGAUGACGCCACACAAUAUAGGUUUGAAACUCGGGUUAUAGUUUCAAUGUCGGAGUUUAAACUCGGCUUGUAGUUUCCGAAUGCCAUACGUAAUGGGUGUUGUCAAAAUCUUCUUUAACAAUUGAAGUGGAAAAAAAAAAGCUUACAGCACCUGGUAUUCCCAGGCGGUCUCCCAAGAAGCUCCUCAAGAUAGGUGUUUGUUGCGGGUUGAGUGUCGCAGCGGAGUUUCACCGCUCGCAAAACAUACCGGAGGAUAUCAUCAGGCGCCCCGGCUCCCCUUGGAUCACCAUCCCCGCUGGGAGGAAGCGAAGGCAGCGCAGAGAGAGGAGGCAGAAACGAGGCUGCAGGGCCGGCGCGCUAACCAGGCUACGGAAGCGGCCGUUCAAACCACCGCUCCCUAGCCUGUUUCUUACCAACGCCAGGUCUCUUGCUUACAAGAUGGAUGAACUAAGGCUACAGAUGUCUGCGAACCAGACCGUGAAGGACUGCUGCAUGGUACUGAUCACCGAAACCUGGCUUCAUCCACUCAUACCGGACUCUGCUAUCGAGCUAGCAGGCUACACCACACAGCGUCAUGACAGGACUGAGAACUCCGGAAAGAGCAAGGGGGAGGGGGGGCUCUGUAUGUACGUCAAUAACAACUGGUGUACUAAUAUGGUGACUGUAGACAGUCACUGCUGCCCGGACCUGGAGUAUGUGACUAUUAAAUGCAGGCCCUUUUACUUCCCUCAUGAAUUUACCGUAGUCAUGACGACUGUUGUUUACAUACCUCCGGAUGCUAAUGCUAAGAUAGCUAUUGGACUAUUACAUGGCAGUAUUAGCAGCCAGCUGAGCAGUUAUCCUGACGCAGUCCACAUCAUGGCAGGGGACUUUAAUCAUGCAGAUUUGAAAGCAGCACUCCCUAGUCUCCACCAGCAUGUUUGCCUGCACGCAUGCACACACGCACACACAAUACAACUAAAUUGUUUAAAAAAAAAAACAAUCGAAUGAAACGUAUUCGCUAACAAGGAAAUCAGCUAAAACGGCUAGCUGGUCUACAUUUACAAACUUUACGCUAUGCCGCCAUCCAAAAAAAAUGAGGGCUAUGAUGAACUUAAAUCAUCUAUUGACUUGAUAAGGCAAGACAUUACCACACUCUUAGAGCAGCAAGCCACCCUGCUCCAGCUAACGUCUGAACUAACGGAGCUUAAGAAAGCGUCCAAAGAGAAAGAUGAAAAAAUCCUGUCGCUUGAACGGAGAGUUGAUGCUCUGGAGCAGUAUUCCCGGCAAGAAGACCUCAUAAUCUCUGGUCUUAAAACAUCACACCGCUCCUAUGCCAGGGCGGCGGGUCCUCCGGAUCUCUCGACAGAUGACUCUCCUUCGGACGAACUGUCAACGCUCGAAAAUCAGGUGGUACAGUUCUUCAAGAGUAGGCAUAUGGAACUCCAGAAAGGAAACAUUACCGCUUGUCACACACUCCCAAGAAAUCAAAAACGACCAAAAGAUGCUCCGAAAAUUAUUAUCCGAUUCAUCAAUAGGAAACAUAAAGUGGAUCUUCUGAAGCAAUGGAGGAAACUACAGGGAACGGGUGUUUACCUAAAUGAGCACCUCACUAAGAAGAAUGCUGAGAUAGCCUGGAACGCACGCAAACUGAAGAAGGAAAACAAGAUUCUCGCAACGUGGGUCAGAAAUUGCAAGGUAUGGAUUAAAACGAACGGAGCAACACCAGAAGAUGUCAAAACUCUCGUUGUGAGUGAACUGGAGGAACUGAAGAAAUAUGGCCUGGUGGUGGGGGAACCUAACAUCUACAAUGGCUGAAUUGAUGACCAUUAUCUGGUACCUAUGGACCCUCCGGACGAGAAUGGUGGAUUACAGCGGAGUACAAUAUGGCAAACAGAGACUGGCAGGGAGGACAUCCAUCUCAGAGGACUGCUCAGUUGAAGGCAUCCUCCCUUGCUACAGGGAAAUGUGCAACAGCCAGCAAAGAUGCCACAUUGAGCUUUUGAAGGACCAGUCCUGCCCUGCCACCUACAAAUAUCUGCAGAUGGUCUCUAGCUGUGAACAGAAAGUCUGUCUCGAUAGUCUGGGCAUCGCCGACGGCAGCGUUGCAGACUCUUCCUUCAAAGCCUCCUCCAUGAAAGACGCCACCCCAGAAAAAGCCCGCCUCAACAGGGAGUCCUGCUGGAAGCCGUCAAGAAAUUCUGUCGGCAGCUGGAUCCUGGUGAACCUCGGCUACAAGAGAAAGGUGACGGCGAUCGUGACCCAGGGGUGUAAUAGCAACAAUACUCGCUCCUGGGACAUCAAACUUGAUAUGAGACUGAGCGUUGACAGGAGGAAGUGGACCAAACACCCGGACGGUAAGUUCAUCGGCGGUGGGACUCAUCUGCUUGAGACGCCCGCAAUCACUCAGUACGUCUCUAUCCUGCCGCUAGAAAAUUGUCCAGAAUUUGGCCUCCGCUUCGACAUCUUGGGAUGCGCACAUGAGGGUUCUACUGUCCGCCCGGGUGUGACAAAGAGGAACACUUUGUCUUCGGAACGAUGGUCUACUCUGCGGUACGGGAUUGCCUGACCCCACCGGUGGACUUCUUGUCUGUGACUGCAACUAUGUGUAAAUGCAGGACUCGCACAUCUGCGCGGCUCUUUGGUCCGGAGGACACGACGUCCAGUGUUUCCAAAGACAAUUUGAAAAGUGGACUCAUCAGACCACAAAAGACUUUUCCAUUGUGCUUCAGUCUAUUUUACAUGAGCUCAAGCCCAGAGAACCCGGCGGCGUUUCUGGAUGUUGUUCAUAAACGGAUUUUGGUUUGCAUGGUAGAGUGUUAACCCGCACUUACUGAUGUAGUGACGAACUGUAUUGACUGACAGUGGUUUUCUGAAGUUUUCCUGAGCCCAUUUGGUGAUAUCCUUUACACACUCAUGUCGGUUUUGAAGGCAGUGCGGUCUGAGGGAUCGAAGGUCACGGUCAUUCAGUCUUGGUUUCCGGCCGUGUCGCUUACGUGCAGUGAUUACACCAGAUUCUCUGAACUUUUUGAAGAUAUUAUGGACCGGAGAUGUUGAAAUCCCUGAAUUCCUUGCAAUGUUGCUUUGAGAAAUGUUGUUCUUAAACUGUUCAACUAUUUUCUCACGCAGUUGUGGACAAGGUGGUGAACCUCGCCCCAUCCAUGCUUGUGAAUGACUGAGCAUGUUUGGGGAGGCUCCUUUUAUACCCAAUCAUGGUACCCACCUGUUCCCAAUUAGCCUGAUCACAUGUGGGAUGUUCCAAAUAGGUGUUUGAUGAGCUUUUCUCAGCUUUCUCAGUAUUUUUCUGUCACCUUUCCCAACUUCUACUGUACGUGUCGCAGCCAUGAAAUUCUAAGUUCAUUAUUAUUUGGCAAAAAACAAUUAAGUUUAUAAGUUUGAACAUUAAAUAUCUUGUAUUUGUAGUGUAUUCAAUUGAAUAUGGGUUGAGAAGGAUUUUCAAAUCGUUGUAGUUUGUUUUUAAAGUCUCGUCAAGUCCCAAUGACCGUCACACGUGGUGAAAUUUGUCCUUUGCAUUUAACCCAUCCCGAAGUGAUCUUGAUCCAUCCCCUGGGGGAAAAGGGAGCAGUGAGCAGCAGCGAUGCCGCGCUCUGGAAUCAUUUGGUGAUCUAACCCCCCAAUUCCAACCCUUAAUGCAGCAGCGAUGCCGCGCUCGGGAAUCAUUUGGUGAUCUAACCCCCCAAUUCCAACCCUUAAUGCUGAGUGCCAAGCAGAGAGGUAAUGGGUCCCAUUUUUAUAGUCUUUGGUAUGAACCGGCCAGGGUUUGAACCCACAACCUUCCAGUCUCAGGGCGGACACUCUACCCCGAGGACACUGAGCUGAGUUUUAAUGUUGCCAUAGUUGGAACCCACAACCUUCCAGUUUCAGGGUGGACACUACCACUAGGCCACUGACCUGGUUAUCUAUAUUUUACACAAUUUCCCAACUUUAAUCAAAUAAGGUUUGUAAAAUGUAGAAAAAUCCAAUUCUUUGAGUAAAUCCAAGUUAAUCCAAGCUCGCGAUCUUGCGUCUAACACUAAGAGUCCAGGAGCUGAAAAAACUCAGAUUACUCGAACACCCACAUGCUCCUGGAAAAGUUUUCUGUGGGAAGCAGCCCUCAACUGUCCCGAGCUGGCACUCUUAUAGACAGUUGGCCUCCCGCCACUCGCCAGGCAUCCCCUCACUGGCACGUGAGGUGCCCUCACGGAAAUUUUGGGAAUGUUACUUGAGAAUUGCAACCGCAGCGAUUGUGAGAUUUGCUUUUUCAGCUCAUUCCCUCCCAUGUAAACUGGAAUCUGCUGCUGGUUUCAGUGGCCUUCGAGAAGGACUGCUAACAGCUGGACUUUUUCUGCACAUACUGCGAAAGACUCUUAGCGCCCCUGGCCGUUACUUCCUUUUUUCCCCCAAUUAUUCCACCGGGUUGUCACAAACAACACAUGUGACCUUUCCCCUACAUUCAAUGAAUGAAACACCUUUCAAAUUUGAAUACAUACAUUUUAAGAAUAUAACUUCAAUAAUCCAUAAAUGUAAAUCAUCGUUGGUUUCACACGACAUCUCUGAUCUGAACAGAUUGUACUUAACUCUUAACAAAUCAUCACUGUGGAAUAACCAUACUGAUUUAACAUUUAUAACAAAUCAUUACUGUUGAAAAACAAUACUGAUUUAACAUUCUUAACAAAUCAUCACUGUUGAAUAAACAUACUGAUUUAACAUUUUUAAUAAAUCAUCAUUGUUGAUUAACCAUACUGGUUUAACAUUUUUAAAAGUUAAAGUUAAAGUCCCAAUGAUCAUCCCACACAUAUCUGGGUGUAGUGAAAUUUGUCCUCUGCAUUUCACCCAUCCCCAUGUGAUUUUGAUCCAUCCCCUGGGGGAGAGGGGAGCAGUGAGCAGCAGCGGUGCCGCGCUCGGGAAUCAUUUGGUGAUCUAACUCCCCAAUUCCAACCCUUAAUGCUGAGUGGCAAGCAGGGAGGCAAUGGGUCCCAUUUUUAUAGUCUUUGGUAUGACCCGGUCGGGGUUUGAAACCACGACCUUCCAGUCUCAGGUCGGACACUACCACUAGGCCACUGAGCUGGUUAACAAAUAGUUGUUGAAUAAUCAUACUGAUUUUACAUUUCUAACAAAACUGUUGAAUAACCAUACUGAUUUAACAUUUUUAACAAAUCAUCAUUGUUGAAUAACCAUACUGAUUUGACAUUUUUAACAAAUCAUCACUUAUUAAAACAAGAAUAAUUUCUCAUUACACACAACCAUAACUAACCUGUGGUUGUGGGCAUUCCUACUUUGACAUUCGGCAGUAUAACAAGCUGUCACUGAAUAUAUUUGAGCUAAGCAACUAAAUAAUACAAAAGGUCUGAACUUGUGAAUCUCUAUCUAUGCCACUCAGAACAGGCAUCGUCAAGGUUUCUGGCACCACCCUGUGGUUGGACUUUGCAAUUGCAGCCAGGGCCAUUUUUCUGGGAACAAUCCAUCUAUCGCCCCUCUUGGUCACGCAACCCGACACUUCUGAUUAGAGUUCCUCAGUUGGCAUAAGGACGAUGUAUACAUUUUACCCUCCCUUUUAAAAAAAUCUAAAUUGGGUAGUUGUUUUCACCAUUUAUUUUUUGUGAGUAUGGUAUUUAUCCUUGACAAUUAGGAUAUUAACUAGCAAUGAAAUGUCUUUGGUAAGUUUAGAUUUGUUUGAAAGAAUGUCUUCGAUUGUGAAUUGUUCCAGGCCAUCAAUUUUGUUACUCAACCAACUGCGUACCUCCUUCCAAAACUGAUUUUAUAUACUGCAAAGAGAAAACAAGUGUUCCAUUUUUUCUGUUUUCUUUACAUAAUUCACACAAAUCAAGCUCAAAACCAAAUCCACCCCUCAAAUUAUUGAGGAUCUUAAAUUGCAUAUCUUUGACUUUCGGUGUUUCAAGAUUCAAGAAUUCAAGAAAUGUUUUGUAUGUAUUGUUUGAUUUAUUAUUUGAAUAUUUAGUAUUUGACUUUUUGAUUAUAAUCAGAAUAUUUUACCUUUAAUAGUUUGUGUAUUUGACCUUUUGUAUUUGUUAUCACAGUUUAUGUCUGUAAUGUUCAACUUCCCAAUUCUUAAGGUUGGAAGAUUUAUUUGGACAUUAGAAAAAAUACAAUACAAUUAAAAUGUGUUUCUCAGAUCCUGCAA